GCACCGUUUCAAAAAAAAGAAAAAAAGAGAGAGAAAGAAAAAAAGAAAAAAAAGAAAAAAAAGAAUAAGAAAAGAAAAUAUAAUUAUAAAUGAGAUUCUUUAAAAAAAAAAAAAAAAAACAAGGAAAAUAACGAAAUGAAACCCAACGGCCACCAGGUAGAGACACGUGGCGUUGUCGUUGGCCACGUGUCACGCAACAAGCAGAUUACUGCAGAAGCCAUCAAUCCGGAACGGGUUUCAAAGAGCCACGUGGCGUUGUCGUUGAUCGCUGAUGACUCCGAGGAUCAGGGAACGUCUGGCUUCGCCGACGAGACUGCCACGUGUCUCAUCGACCACGCAGGGCACGUGGCGAAGAGGAAGGCGAAGACAGGAGAAGGGGUGACAGAGAAGGAGGGUAGUAGUGGUAAUGCUACCGCCGGUGUCAGCGUCAGCCAGAGAGAUGACGUGGCUGCGAAGGAGAAGGUAGAAGAAGAUCGAGGUCUGGAUAUGGCGGCGGCCGCCGUCUCUUCGACAGGGAAAGACGACGGCGAAACCACCACAACGACCGGUACYACGGCCAUGGCCACAGCRACGACCGACCGGAGCAGCAACAGCAGCAUCGRACCGGUCGUYUGGAAAGAGAGGGAGGUCUCUCUCCUCCCUUCCACUUCUGGAUUCGAGGUGGAAGGAUAUCGAGUGGAGGCUGUCUCCGUCGGUGGCCAAGAGACCUGUAUCAUAAUCCAUAACUUGAAUGUGGCCUUCGACAUCGGCCGCUGUCCUCAGCCUGCGGUCUUCCAGGAAACCGUUCUGCUGAGUCAUACUCACAUGGAUCACGUGGGUGGGAUCCCGUUCCACGUGGCAACCCGUGGUCUGCUGUCCCUCAGGCCACCGAACGUGGUCGUACCUGCCGGCUAUGUUCAGGCAGUUAGUCGACUGUUUGACGUCUACAGAGAACUGGAUGGCGCCAAACUCGAACAUAAUCUCAUCGGCCUCCAGAUCGGUCGAGAGUGGACAUUGCCCAAUAAUUACAUCGUAAAGCCAUUCARAACUUAUCACGCGAUUCCCAGCCAAGGGUACGUCAUCUACUCCCGCCGACAGAAACUGAAGGCGGAGUACCUGGGUCUUCCAGGAACGGAGAUUAAGAGAUUGAAAGAGAUCGGGAUCCCGAUCACUUACACGAUAGACGAGCCGGAGGUGGCGUUCACGGGCGACACSACGGCRGAUUUCAUAACGGACCCUGCCAACGAGGACGCUCUGCGAGCGAAGGUGCUCUUCAUGGAGACGACCUUCGUCGACGACUGCGUGAGCGUGGAGCAAGCCAGGCGGUUCGGUCACACCCAUCUCUACGAAGUGGCCAAAUUGGCCGACCAUUUYCAAAAUCGGGCUGUUGUGUUAAUCCACUUUUCACCGCGGUACAAAAAACAGGAGAUCCUGAACGCUAUUCAGGAGCAAUUGCCAGAAACCCUAAGAAAAAGAGUUAUCCCCUUAACAGCUCGUUUUGAGUAAAAGAAACAGGAAAAAAACAUUCCCUGUUCCUGCUCUCGUUC
This is a messenger RNA of Chara braunii, 1526 nucleotides long. NCBI's taxonomy places the organism in Eukaryota, Viridiplantae, Streptophyta, Charophyceae, Charales, Characeae. The record is from the annotation of a GenBank genome assembly.